AUGACGACUAGCACAAAGCCGAAAGUGUACAUUGUCGGCGUCGGAAUGACGAAAUUCUGCAAGCCCGGAUCCGUCAACUGGGACUAUCCGGAUAUGGUGAAAGAGGCGGUGAACACGGCGUUGGAGGAUGCAGGCAUGAAGUAUUCCGAUGUGCAGCAGGCCACCGUCGGAUAUCUUUUUGGAGGUAACCGGACAAUAGCGCAAAUGGAACCGCAUUGUGAAUACUGUCCGUAUCUCGGUUGUGGGUGGAGAUAUCAAAAAGUUAUCAACUGAUAAAAUGUACAGCAUUUUAUACUAAACAAUUGAUUAGUUGACAACUUUUAGAUAUCUCAACCGACAGCUGAGAUACAUCGCUUUGAAUGAACACUAUUUAGAUGUCGCUCUAUUAUAGGCUUGAGGUCUAGCUAUCCAACUAUCAUAGACGUUUUUUUUCAUAUUCAUACACAUCUCAGGAACUUGUUGCGGUCAGCGUGCCCUCUACCAGCUUGGACUCACCGGAAUCCCAAUUUUCAAUGUGAAUAAUGCGUGCGCGUCCGGCUCUUCGGGACUUUUCCUGGGAAAGCAAAUUAUUGAGAGUGGUAAGUCGAGGACACUUUGCAACUAGCCAAUUUCGCAACCCACAGGAAACGCCGACGUGGUCCUGUGCUCGGGAUUCGAGCGAAUGGCCGCCGGAUCGCUGGAGAACCUCUCGCAACCGAUCGACGAUCGUGCGAUCCCUGUCGACAAGCACGUCGAGGUCAUGUCGGAGACGUACGGCCUUGAGCCCGCGCCGAUCACUGCUCAAAUGUUCGGAAUGGCCGCCCGCGAGCACAUGGAGAAGUACGGAUCGAAGCGGGAACACUUUGCGAAGAUCGCCUACAAGAACCACCUGCACUCGGUGCACAAUCCAAAGUCCCAGUUCACCAAGGAAUUCAGUCUGGAGCAGGUGCUCAACUCGCGCAAAAUCUACGACUUUAUGGGACUGCUCGAGUGCAGUCCGACGUCCGACGGAGCCGCCGCCGCCAUCCUCGUCUCCGAUCGCUUCCUGGAGAAGAACCCGCGGCUGAAGGCGCAGGCGGUCGAGAUUGUCGGUCUGAAACUCGGCACCGAUCAGCCGUCCGUGUUCAAGGAGCAGUCGAACAUCAAGAUGAUCGGCUUCGACAUGAUCCAAAAGAUCUCGAACGAUUUGUGGGCGGACACUCGGCUCACGCCGAACGACGUGCAAGUCAUCGAGCUGCACGACUGCUUCGCGCCCAACGAGCUCAUCACCUACGAGGCGAUCGGCCUGUGUCCAGUCGGUCAGGGACAUCACAUCGUCGACCGAAACGACAAUACGUACGGCGGCAAGUGGGUCAUCAAUCCGUCGGGCGGCCUCAUCUCGAAGGGCCAUCCGAUCGGUGCGACGGGAGUCGCGCAGGCCGUCGAGCUGUCGAAUCAGUUGCGCGGAAAGUGCGGAAAGCGACAGGUGCCCAACUGCAAAGUGGCCAUGCAGCACAACAUCGGCAUCGGAGGCGCCGGCGUCGUCGGAUUGUACCGUCUCGGGUUCCCGCAGCACGCGCACUCCAAAAUCUAA
This is a messenger RNA of Caenorhabditis sp. 36 PRJEB53466, 1552 nucleotides long. The record is from the annotation of a GenBank genome assembly. Lineage: Eukaryota; Metazoa; Nematoda; Chromadorea; Rhabditida; Rhabditidae.